UAGAGGAACAUUACUUCCCUAUCAUGUUUGUGCAAGUAUAUACCACAGGCCCUCAUCCAGGCAGAAAUGAAGUUUAUCCUACACCAGCAGCAGGUUAUAUGCCACCUCAGGUCCCGAUGGUCAUGCCAGUCCCAGACAGACCGCUGGGCUGUCCACCGGGCCUGGAGUACUUGACCCAGGUUGAUCAGCUUCUAGGUAAUCAGAAAGUGGAAUUAAUGGAAGUUUUCAUGGGAUGGGAGGCCAAUAAUCAAUAUGUGGUGAAAAACAGUUUAGGGCAGCAGGUGUUUUUUGCUGCUGAGGAGAGCGAUUUUUGUACUUGUAUGGUUUGUGGACCAGUGCGCUCCUUCCUGUUUCAUAUCCAGUAUAACUUGGGACAGGAAGUGAUGACUUUAUCCCGUCCCCUUAACUGUGGUAGUUUUUGCUUUUCUUGCUGUCUGCAAGAGCUGGAGGUUCAGAGCCCCCCGCGCAACCCUAUUGGUUAUGUAAUGCAAAACUGGCAUCCUUUCUUACCAAAGUUCACCAUCCAGAAUGAGAGAAAAGAACCUGUUCUGAAGACUGUGGGGCCGUUCUGCGACUGCAAAUGUUGUUCUGAUGUUAUUUUUUAG
This is a messenger RNA of Sinocyclocheilus rhinocerous, 605 nucleotides long. Its product is annotated as phospholipid scramblase 1-like. Gene Ontology annotation, cellular component: plasma membrane. Gene Ontology annotation, molecular function: phospholipid scramblase activity. Gene Ontology annotation, biological process: plasma membrane phospholipid scrambling. The transcript has 6 exons. Lineage: Eukaryota; Metazoa; Chordata; Actinopteri; Cypriniformes; Cyprinidae. The record is from RefSeq and is a predicted model, not a curated record. The coding region runs from base 24 to 605 and encodes 193 amino acids.